This is a messenger RNA of Podospora anserina S mat+, 750 nucleotides long. RefSeq lists its product as uncharacterized. The coding region runs from base 1 to 750 and encodes 249 amino acids. The record is from RefSeq and is a predicted model, not a curated record. The transcript has a single exon. Lineage: Eukaryota; Fungi; Ascomycota; Sordariomycetes; Sordariales; Podosporaceae.
AUGUUUGGGGAGCUCAUCGCUCUCAACCGAUCAUCCCCUUCACCGCCCCAACCAAACUCCUCCAACCCCAAGUUCCCACGCUACCUUCUGCCUUCCUUGGCCUUUACCCUCCGUCGACGAAAACCUUCCUCUCCCACAGAGUAUCUAACAUUGCCAGACAAUCGUUCAUCCAAGCCAAAGAAUAGGCUUGGUCGGACUUCUCCCUCCCUCAUUCGCUGCCUGUCUUGCCGCUCCCAUCUUGCUUUUCACUCUCAGAUCGUAUCCAAAGGCUUCCAUGGACGCCACGGCAAAGCUGUUCUCGUUGCCCCGACCUGCCCCUCCUUUCACGAUGGCAGGAGCCCAGAACAGAGCUUCUCUUCGCCCAAUCUGGGUUUGAACAACAUCCGGCUGGGACCCACGGAAAAAAGGCAACUGGCCACUGGUCCUCACGAAGUUGCCGAUAUCUUUUGCGCCAUAUGCGAGACAAAGUUGGGAUGGAAGUACGUCAAGGCGGAUGAACCGUCUCAAAAGUACAAGGUUGGAAAGUUCAUACUGGAGGUUGUGCGAGUGGUUGUGGAACAGGGACUAGAGUUUGAACCGCUGGAAAGGGUCAGUAGUGGAGAUAGGUCCGGGACCGAGGGUGUGGCAGGUGUCCUAUUUGACUCGGACGACGAGGAUGAGUGUGAGGAGCUGUUCAACGGCGUGUGGAACGCCGAGGAUGUUGCGGCAAGGCGAAGGGUGGAUGUAGGGCUGGAAAGAGGACACGAGUGA